CUUGCACGCAGUGUCUAUCCCGUUUGCUUUGUUUACACGAUAUUUUCUCGUAGUUUACGUGCGUGUUCGUUCCUCUUCCAUACAUCUGAGUGCUUUUUUUGGCAAAGGUUGUGCAAGACGAGUGUAAACAGAUAAGUUUCUAGAUAAACACGUGACAUUAUCGUUAUAUAGUUCUUCCCCGUGCAAGAUCAACUCAAUCAUAUGGCUAAUCUUGUUCGAGUAUUUAUCGUGGAAUGAAUCUAACCUGGUUCAGUACUAGAGGCGUCGCCUGAAUUAACGGAAAUACGGAAGUUUUUUUUCACAGCAGAAUAUGGUGACGGUGAAAGCGUACCGAGGCGCCAAUAGCCUUGACACUGAUUCGACAAAUUGUAAUGGAUUGAGACCAGGUGAAGGAAAUACAGUAGAAAUAUUGCUGGAUCAAAGAGUUAAUCAACUUACACAACUUUUGAGACAAACUCUUGCCUUUAGAAUACCAACACCACCUCAAUCAGAUGAAAAUGAAGUUGAUAAUGGCGGAAGAACCGAUUACAGAUUCGAAGAGCUUCGACUACAAAGCUACCAGAAUUGGCCAUCUCCAUACGUCCAACCCUCGGACUUAGCUGCCGCUGGUUUUUAUUACACAGGUAAAAACGACAGUGUCCGUUGCUUUGAAUGUCACAUAGAAUUCAGCCGUUGGGAGGAAGGCGAAGAUCCAAUGACACUACAUCAACGUUGGAACGGUCGUUGCUAUUUUAUUCGCAAGAUACCAUGUGGCAACGUACCAAUUGGCGUUGACUCCAAUAGUAUUCCAGUACCACGACCACGUAGUCGCGACACUUAUGAUCCUUACGUUCUGCAGUACAGAAUGAAUGCUGAAGCCGAUAAUGAUGGAGCAAAGGAAUUCGGAGAAGAACGUCCAAAGUUCCCCAAAUACGCGACUUACGACGCUAGAUUACAAAGUUUCGAUGACUGGCCAAUUUCCAUGUCUCAAACAAAGGAGCAACUUGCUGAGGCUGGACUUUAUUACGUUGGGCGUGGAGAUAUGACUGCAUGUUAUCAGUGUGGCGUUGCUUUGAAAUCUUGGGAGCCACAGGAUGAUCCAUGGGUUCAACAUGCUAAGUGGCGUCCUACAUGUUCACUUGUGGCAACUAAGGGCCAAGAGUUUAUUGACAAUGCUGUUGGGAAAGAUGCGAUACCUCCGCUAGAAGCGGCAUUAGAAAACGUGGCACUCGUAAACAAUGUUGAAACCCUUGAACCGUCAGUACUACAAAUACGUGAAUCUGUUGAAGAAUCAAACGGACAAACAAUGGUUGGUCAAGACGUUGUUGGAAUUAGUAAUAUACCUCCAGUACCUACACCUCGCGCAAACAUUGCAGCAAAAACAGAGAAUUCAUUACGGACCACGAGUACCAAUGGAGAUAGAAAAUCUGAAGAACCUGAAGAGAAAUUGCUGGAUGAUGCAACUAUUUGUAAAAUAUGCUAUGACGAUGUGCUCGGUGUUGUAUUUGUGCCUUGUGGCCAUAUAGUCUCGUGCUUGAAAUGCGCUCCAAGCUUGACGACUUGCGCGGUUUGUCGCAAAAAAAUUGAGUAUUAUGCACGUGUUUAUUUGUCUUGAAGAGCUGACCUCGCAU
This is a messenger RNA of Phymastichus coffea, 1610 nucleotides long. RefSeq names its product baculoviral IAP repeat-containing protein 2-like. Gene Ontology annotation, cellular component: nucleus; cytoplasm. Lineage: Eukaryota; Metazoa; Arthropoda; Insecta; Hymenoptera; Eulophidae. Gene Ontology annotation, molecular function: ubiquitin protein ligase activity; cysteine-type endopeptidase inhibitor activity involved in apoptotic process. The record is from RefSeq and is a predicted model, not a curated record. Bases 311 to 1594 code for a protein of 427 amino acids. The transcript is spliced from 4 exons. Gene Ontology annotation, biological process: regulation of cell cycle; negative regulation of apoptotic process; positive regulation of protein ubiquitination.